This is a messenger RNA of Aaosphaeria arxii CBS 175.79, 1043 nucleotides long. RefSeq lists its product as uncharacterized. Lineage: Eukaryota; Fungi; Ascomycota; Dothideomycetes; Pleosporales. The transcript is spliced from 4 exons. The coding region runs from base 24 to 1043 and encodes 339 amino acids. The record is from RefSeq and is a predicted model, not a curated record.
CGAAAAACAUCGAUACUAUCAACAUGAAGUGGAGUAGCUUCAUCGCAGCCAACGGGCUAUUUGCGCCCAUUCAUGCCGGUCUGCUUCGGUUUGGAUGCUCUCGACUGACUGUUCAACGAUUGGAUCCUUUAGUUAAUCCAGGCCAAAUCCCCUCAACCCAUCUUCAUCAAAUUAUCGGUGGAGACUCUUUCAAUGCUUCCAUGGAUGCGAAGUCCCAUGAUAUCCCGAAACUAUCUACUUGCACAACCUGCCAAUUCACGGAGGAUCUUUCCAACUACUGGACUGCCGUUCUGUAUUUCAAAGCCAAGAAUGGAACAUUCAAGAGAGUCCCACAGAGAGCCCAACAGGGCAUGGAGGGAACCCAGGGAGGAAUGGUCGUAUACUACAUGACCGAUGCGCUAUUCGAGACCCAGCAAAAGUCCAAGGUCACGGCAUUCAAGCCAGGCUUCCGAAUGCUCGUCGGUGAAGUCGCCUAUCGCGACCGUGAACAGGCACGAGACUUCCGUCAGUUGACUUAUAUCUGCAUGCAAAACGAGGGAACUCGCGAGCCAGAGACCCUUCACUUCCCAACUAAGCCAUGCCCUGCUGGAAUCAUGGCCAACCACCGCUUCCCCACCUGCUGGGAUGGUGUCAACCUCGACUCUCCAAAUCACAGAGACCAUGUUGCAUACCCACAGACGGGAACCUUUGAAUCCGGCGGCAAGUGCCCAUCUACCCAUCCAGUGCGACUACCACAGAUUCUUCUGGAAACCGUCUGGGACACAAAGGCCUUCAACAAUAAAGCAGAUUGGCCUGCUGAUGGCAGCCAGCCAUUCGUAUGGUCUAGCGGUGAUGCGACGGGCUACUCGACACAUGCUGACUACGUCUUCGGCUGGAAGGAUGAUUCCCUACAGAAGGCCAUGGACGCUAACAACUAUGUGAGCGCACCGACGUUGAAGACACAGACCAUUGCACAGCAGAAUAAGUGCCAGGUUCCAGAUAUGGUGAAGGAAGACUUCGACUCUUGGCUAACAAAGCUACCGGGUGAUAUUAUGGUCCACUAG